Messenger RNA from Neltuma alba, 2027 nucleotides. RefSeq lists its product as uncharacterized. NCBI's taxonomy places the organism in Eukaryota, Viridiplantae, Streptophyta, Magnoliopsida, Fabales, Fabaceae. The record is from RefSeq and is a predicted model, not a curated record. The coding region runs from base 236 to 1837 and encodes 533 amino acids. The transcript is spliced from 6 exons.
AACAGAGAAGUGUUCAGUGAUUUGGGGUGAAGAACUCAGCAACUUAACACAUAAAGAGCCAUUUGUGGUAGUAGAGAUUCAGAUUCGGUACAAAGAGAGCCGGUGGAUUCUAGAACACAUUUUAAUUCACUCUGCGAAGAACUUUCUGCAAAGCGAAUUCCCCAGAAAUUGCUCUGAAACAUUGAACCCUGGCCUUCUUUCCAGCUUCCCCAGCGAUCAUAACUUUCCCAGUGUAAUGGACAACGAUAUAUGGCGCUGGAUUCUUGAGUAUCUCCUCAGGAGUUCCGUUCCAGAUUUGAUCAUCAAGAAUGUUUUGAAUGUUUUGCCUCUCUCUGGUAUCGAUUCGCGGCUGUGGAAAACAUUGGCUCUCAGGUCUAUUCAAUCGGAGGCGGCUAUGGCAUCAUUUACAGAAAACUUACUGGAAUAUCUAGAGGUUGUUGAAGAAAUCGACCGGCGUAAUGGCGUUGCAAUCACAGAAGCGAUGAAGGAGGCAUAUUGUGCUGUUGCUGUGGACUGCAGUGUCAGGUACCUUGAGGCAUGCCCGGAUAAGAACACCCGCGGCUUGUUUGAUGAUGCUAUCAAUAGGAUUUGGAGGGGCCGAGUUCGGCAAAUGGUGGAGGCUAUGGCGUCAGGGAAGAGGUGUCACUUAUUUACGGCUGAGUUAAUAGGGUGGAAGGACAUCUUAGAGUCCGCACGUUGGGAUGCAGAGGUGUGCGGGAGGUUAAUGAACAUGAAUACCAGAAAAAAUGCACUUGACAAGGUUAGGGUUUAUCUAAAAGAAACUUGGGCAUCCAUGGGCCCUUCUUUCCUUGAAGUAGCUAUAUUUUCUGAAGAGAAGGGCUUGGGAAGUUCGAGGGUGGAUAAGAUGGGUGACGCGGAGCUUGCUGCUAGUAUACCCAAUGAAGGUUGUGACAAGGGUGAUUCUGAAUCUGUCUUGGUCUUUGAUCAGAUGAAUAGGUGUAAAGGAACGUUAUAUUGUCCAACUAACAUAACUGAGGAGGCUUUAGUUGUGUCUGAUGGAAGUGCAUUGCAUAAUGCUGCAAUCUGCAUGGGGAAGGCGCAAGUGGCAGGUGGGAAUCAAGAUGGCGAGCAACUGGUAGAGAGAGUCGGGUCUUCUGUUGGCAGAAUUCAGGCCUUGGGUGGGACUGACUUGCCUCAGAGGACAAAUGGAACAAUUCAAAAGGACAAGCUGCCACUAAAACAUAAUUAUGCUGCGCCCUCUACACGUAGAGGAGUUAAAAUUAUUGAUACUGAGGAAGUAGGGCCAGCGACAGUGUGUAGCAAAAAUCAUGAUGCAUCUAAUAUUCAAGUUGAAAAACUUCGGAAAUCUCUCAUGUCAAGUUCUUUGGAGUUGCGAGUAUUGGUGAAGGAUCCUCUUCCGGAUGCAUUACACAAAUCUAACAUUGUAAGAUCUGAAUUAGCAACAAAGGGUGUGAAUCAUGAGCCUCCUUUUGAAAACCAGAGUACAAUUGUAAAUAUACCAGAACAAAAUACUUGCAGGAGCAUAGUGCUUUAUCAACCUAUCAAUGAUAUUUUAAGGAAACAGACUUCUGUUAAUUGCAGUAAUGCUCAACGUCCCAGCUUGAUGGAACGAAAUAGUACUGCCCAUACUUAUGAGUGGGAUGAUCCAUUUAAUGAUUUGCCUGGGGGAAGCCCUAAGAAAAGGAGGAGAAAGAUGAGAUGGAGUUCUGAAGAAGAGGAUGCAUUAAGGGCUGGUGUAAAGAAGUUUGGCAAAGGAAACUGGAAGCCAAUUCUAAGAUUUUACGGCGAGAUAUUUUCAAAGACAGGAAGAACAGAAGUUGAUUUGAAGGAUAAAUGGAGAAAUUUGACACGGUAGGCAUAGAAUGAGGAAUUAUUCUUGCAUGUGUAUACUUCAUAUAUCUCAGUUCUUCAGGAAGUAUUUUGAUUUGAAGGAUAGGUGAAGAAACAUGACACUGUAGUGACAAAGAGGAAUUAUUUCGUAUGUACAUACCUCUUGGAUAUUUUAGGCUUUGAAUGUGCAGUUUCACUUUUUGGUUGAUUUCUUA